AUGCGUACAAAAUCAAGCAAAAAGAUUCAAGGUCCCAGUCUUUAUAAAAUAUUUGUUGAUGCUUAUAUGAAAGCUCGACCUGAUGAAAAACGAGUUGUAAAACAUCGUGAUGCACAACUUGAAUGGAAUGAAAUAAAGUGGAAUGAAGAAAAUGUUAAAGAGAAAAUUGAGGAAUAUUUAGAAAUAUACAAUAAACUUGGAACACCUUCAAAUCAAGGUAUUGAACGUUUACCAUCACCUCUUUCUUCAAAACUACCAAAAACUAAUCGUAUUCGAUCAGCAAAAAAACCAAGAAUUGAUCAAUCUAAUGAUACAACAAAUCAGCAUACAACAGAUGAUCAACAAUCAAAUGAUGAUGAUGAUCUUGAUGAAGACGAUCAACAAGAUGAUGAUGAUGAUCAUGGAGAAAAGAAAAAAAAGGAAAAAGAUUAUCGUCUUAGAAAACGUAAACCAAUAGUUGAAGAAUUAUUUGAAGAUAUAAAAGAAUUGCCAGCUGUAAAAGGUAUUCCAUUAGAACCAUUAUCAAAACAAAAAAGACAACCAGCACAAGAACGUGGUUUUAAAGAAUUAAGUGAUAUUAAUGACCGCAUUGCUUCAUUAGUACAAGUCAGACAAAUGGGUUUAUCAACACCAGAAAAUAGAAAACAAUUAAAACAAUUAAUGAAAGAUAGAACAACAAAAACUUAUGAAAUAAAACGUCUUCAAUCAAAACAAAGAUCUUCAGAUAAAUAUCGAAUUAGACGAAAAAGAAUUGUUGAACAUUUAUUUGAAACAAAACCUGAAUUACAUCCACAAUUGAAUAAACUUUAUCGUCCAGGUACUGGUCGACCACGAAUUGAGGAAGAAUGUCCUGAUCUAUUACAAAUUAUAGAAGAAAUUGCGAAAGUUGGUGGAGCAAGUGAUGAUCGAAGACAAUCAGAAACUAUUCGACCUUGUUUAACAUUAGACGAUUUAAGAGAAAAAAUUAAACAAAGAGGUUAUGAUAUUAAAAGAACAACACUUUAUUAUCGUCUCUUACCUCAUCGUGCAAAAUCAAGAGAUGGUCGUCGUCAUGUAAACACUGCUCCAGUUCGUCUUCGUCGUGCUCAAAACGAUGAUCAUAGAAAGCAUGAAGAUGGUCAUUUUGCUACAGCAACAAUACGUUAUAUGAAAGAUUUAGCUUCUAUAUUUGGCAAUGAUUGUGUUUUUUAUUUAUCUCAAGAUGAUAAAUGUAAAGUUCCAUUAGGUUUACCUGCGGCUAAAAUUCAAGCACCAAUGUUAAUGCAUUUGGAUUAUCGUAUACGUUUGCCAGAUCAUGAUUGGAUAGUUGCACCUCGACAUCAAUUAACACCAAGUGUAUAUGCAGCAUGUCUCUUAUGUGAGGAUGGAGAUUUAGGUUAUUCAGGUCCAACAUAUAUUGCAAUACGCUCAGCUAAACAUGACCUAUCAAGUGCUGAAUCUCAUGCACUAGAUUUUGAUCGUCUUGUUUGUUUAAAAGAAUUUGAAGAAGUAUCACGUGAUGAAACUGGACAAGUUAAACCGAUUCUAAUUACUACAGUUGAUGGUGGUCCUGAUGAAAACCCACGUUUUCCAAAGACACUUGUUGCAAGUAUUAAAAAAUUUAAAAAAUAUAAUUUAGAUGCACUUUUUAUUCUUACACAUGCCCCUGGUCAAUCCGCCUAUAAUAUAGUUGAACGUCGUAUGGCACCAUUAUCUCAUGAUUUAGCUGGUCUAAUUUUACCACAUGAUCAUUUCGGUUCACAUUUAAAUGAAUCAGGUGGAACAGUAAAUGUUGAUUUAGAAAAAUUAAAUUUUCGUAAAGCUGGGCAAAUCUUAGCCGGAAGAUGGAAUCAAUCAGUUAUUGAUGGAUUUCCGUGUAUUGCUGAAUAUAUUAAUCCACCAGCUACGACAGACGAUGAACGUCGACAAGUUGAUAUAAAAAUUGUUAUAGAUGAGCUUUUACGAAAAAUUUGUGCUGAAGAAGAAGUAGAAGAAGGACAUGAAUUUCGUGUUCGUGCAUCAGAUGAAUAUUAUCAAGAAAAUGCUCGUGCACCACGAGAAAAAUUUGGUGAACAACCAAAAUAUGAUAUUGAUGAAUAUUGGUGUGCUACACAUGUUUUACAAACACAAUAUACAUUACAAAUAAUUCGUUGUAAUUCAGUUGAAUGUUGUGGACCAUGGCGUUCAAAUUAUGAUGAAGUAUUUCCCCAUCGAUUUUUACCAGCACCUGUACCAUUUGAACGUACACCAUAUGGUAUUAGAAUGGCAGAGAGAGAUUAUCAAAGAGGACAAUUUUAUGGAUCAUUAUUUCAACGAAUUCAAUAUCAUGGCGUUGUUAUUCAACAUACACAGGUUAGAAAAAAAAAGUUUGUUUGUUAUUAACAAUUGAAUAGAAAUUGAGAUAUUGAUGAAACAAUUUUAUUCUCAUUUCUGAUCAAAUCUAGCAGUCUCUGACAGCUAAAUAAUAAUACGUUUAACGGUCAACACGAUAUGAAGUUUAUUCACUCAAGUGAUGAGAAUGAAAGAGAAAAAGCGGUAGGAAGAGCUACUUAUUCGAUACAUCAUCAAUCAUUGUUGAUAGGGGGAUGUCCAUUGACAGUACUCGAUUUUUUACAAUGAAACAUAAUGCGAAUUAUUUUACUCAUAGAUAGCCGUGAUUCUAACACAAAUAUACAAUGAUAUCCGUAGUUUUAUACUACUUCUAGUUAUUGAUAGAAUAGUUUCAAUUCGAUCAAGACUUCAAUUGAAAUAGAUGAUCUUGUUUAUGUCUAAUUCAGUAUCUGAGAAUGAGAUUACAAGUGAUUAGAUCGGUCAAAACAUGAAAGGAAGCC
Rotaria sp. Silwood2 is the source of this 2810-nucleotide messenger RNA. The record is from the annotation of a GenBank genome assembly. Lineage: Eukaryota; Metazoa; Rotifera; Eurotatoria; Philodinida; Philodinidae.